CGCCGCUCUACUCUUAGCGCCUAGCAUCACCCGAAUUCACGAAAAUGACUCACCAGUACCCAGCUCUCUCUGCUGAGCAGAAGAAGGAAUUGGCAGACAUCGCUCAAAAGAUUGUGGCACCUGGGAAGGGCAUCUUGGCUGCUGAUGAAUCCGUGGGGAGCAUGGCCAAACGACUAAGUGGAAUUGGUGUGGAUAAUAUCGAGGAGAACAGGAGACUGUACCGUCAGUUGCUCUUCAAGGGUGACGAGCGUAUGCAGGAAUGUAUUGGUGGUGUCAUCUUCUUCCAUGAGACUAUGUACCAACAGGGUGACUGCGGCACCAAUUUUGUCAAGAUGAUAAAGGACAAAGGAAUUGUUGUUGGGAUUAAGGUUGAUAAAGGGGUGGUCCCUCUUGCUGGCACCAAUGGAGAAACUACUACUCAGGGUUUGGAUGGCUUGUCAGAACGCUGUGCACAGUACAAGAAGGAUGGAGCUGAUUUUGCCAAAUGGCGUUCUGUGCUGAAGAUCAGUGAGACCACUCCCUCUGCCCUUGCUAUUCUGGAAAAUGCUAAUGUGCUUGCCCGCUAUGCCAGUAUCUGCCAGCAGAAUGGCAUUGUUCCAAUUGUGGAGCCUGAAAUCCUUCCUGAUGGAGACCAUGACCUGAAACGCUGCCAGUAUGUAACUGAGAAGGUGCUCGCUGCAGUGUACAAGGCUCUCAGUGAUCAUCAUGUAUAUUUGGAAGGCACUUUAUUGAAACCCAAUAUGGUAACUGCUGGCCACGCCUGCCCAACCAAAUACACUGCAGAGGAGAUUGCCAUGGCAACUGUAACUGCUCUGCGUCGUACUGUGCCUCCUGCUGUGCCAGGAGUUACUUUCCUAUCUGGUGGACAAAGUGAAGAAGAGGCCACUAUUAAUCUGAAUGCAAUCAACAACUGCCCUCUUGCCAGACCUUGGGCUCUCACAUUCUCUUAUGGACGUGCCCUGCAGGCCUCUGCCCUCAGUGCCUGGCGUGGCAAGAAGGAAAAUGAGGAUGCAGCCACUAAUGAGUUCUUGAAGCGAGCAGAGGCCAAUGGUCUUGCAGCCCUCGGAAAGUAUGAACAGAGCGGGGAUGGAUGUGGGGCAGCUGGACAGUCCCUGUAUGUUGCAAACCAUGCAUACUGAGCUCUGCAGUCCACUGAGCACUCACCUACAGAACAGUUGUCCUCAUCCUGCAAGCAGCCUCCACUUGGACAUCCCCUGCAGCCAAAGCCUGGAAUAGUCACAGCCAUCUCCUACCCAGCUUAUUCCCCUAACCUUAUGUUGCUAAUGUGAUCUUGAAGUAAUGGAGGUGAGGUUGUGAGUGAAUGAAUCAGGCUUCACCCACCUUUGCAGCAUAAUGUACCUGGUUGUAGUAUAUUUUCCUAACAAAACAUUUAUUUUUGUGAAAGAUUUUGCUUUACAGCCAUAAUAAGAGGAGUGCAGAUUGUUGGUAAUCCUUCUAAAUAGGUCAAUAGUGUGUCCAUUGUUGGACAGGAAAUAUUAACAUGUGGUGCAGUUGGAGAUAAUUCUACGGUGGUAUAUAUCCAGUUUUAUUAUUCUCGUGCACAAAAACAAGCUGCACCCAAAUAUCUACUGUUCAUUCAAUCCAUGACACUGUUCUGUCUUGCACUUUGCGGUACUUCUAUAGGUAGAUAGUGUGAGAAGUGUUGCGCUUCCUAUUCCACUAAAAGCAGGUCCUUCCCAUGUUGUUAGGUCUUUGGCAAGUAAAAUGAGAUUAGAACUGAAAGGAGAGCUAUUGGGAAGGGCAACUAAUGAAUGGCUGUGUAUCUUGUGAAACUAGUGUGUUGUCUGUCUCUGUCUGAAACUGAUGUACCAAAUAGUAUGAAAAUAAAUUAUAUAUUGAAAA
Molecule: messenger RNA, 1863 nt
Organism: Xenopus tropicalis (tropical clawed frog)
Lineage: Eukaryota; Metazoa; Chordata; Amphibia; Anura; Pipidae
Gene: aldoc
Product: aldolase, fructose-bisphosphate C
Exons: 9
Coding region: 45-1139 (364 amino acids)
Biological process (GO): glycolytic process
Molecular function (GO): fructose-bisphosphate aldolase activity
Source: RefSeq, marked provisional